GGGCUCAGUCUUUGAGAAAUAUCUCACUGAAGCCGCAGCACAGCUUAAUAAGCAAGACCUUCCUCAAAGAACUCAUGUCUGUCUUCAUUGACUAGAAGAAACUUGCAACAGGUAUAUUGGGCAAAAUUGCAUAUAAACAUGUAUUUUAAGAGAAAUUCUUACAAAAAUGCUGGUGAAUUUUCCUGAGGGCAUUUUUUAAAAAAAUGCAAGCUGAUGUAAAAAAUGUGGAGAACUGAACUUAAUACUGGAAAAGUGAGAAACUGACAGAAACCAAAAUGUACAGAUUUGCCCAAACCUAGAGGACAAGGAAACUGGAGGUAAGUUCAAUAAAUUCCUUGAAUUGGCCUCAUUAAGGUGAGCGCGAGAAAGAUGCUGCAGGUUUCUGAAAAACUGUCUCAACCAGAAGUUCCCAGGCAUGACUUCUUUAAAAAAAAUGAGUCACACCAGCGAGUGACACAUCAUGUUGUCACAAUUUUUUAAAAAAUAAAAUAAAAUACAUAUAUCGCCUAUUGAAGGGUUUUUUAAAAAAAUAAUAAUACUGUACUCUUAUUAUCUUGACUCUACAGUAAGGCUCCUUACAACUGACUAAGAGGUAAUACCAUAAAAAGUAGGUCAGUGAAAAUGAGGAGAUUACAGGCACACCAGUUUAAUCUCUGUGCUGGUAUGUUUUAUCAGCUGAACUGUACUAGCCAUCGCACUUGACAAUUUCAGUAUUAAAUUUCCAUUAAACUAUUCUUAAAGCACAUUUAAGACAUAUGGCUUCCGUCAAAGAAUUCUGGGACCUAUCGUUUACUGCUCACAGAGCAACAAUUCCCAGCUCCCAUGAUCCUUUGCAGGAGCUCCAUGCUUUAAAAGUACAGUGUGGGCAUGAGCUAUGUGCCCCAUAUUUUCCAUUUCUUUUGCCUGCAAUUCCCUUGCAGUUGAGCCAUACAGUGCUAUCAUAGGAGUCCCCCAAAAAGUGGGACUCUUAAUAGAGGUUGGAUUUUGGUUGGUUUUUUAUUGGUGGUGGUUGUUGUUGUUAUUGUUGUUGUUUUCCAUUAUCACUAUUAAAAAAAGAAGAAGAACUCUCUGUACCAGGUCUCUUUGCUAAUCCCCUCCAAAUAUUUCCAACUUUUAACUAUCAGCAUUUGUGCUGCAGCUAGAAGGUGUUGGACCAGAGUAUUGUCGCAGCAGUCUUUAUUCAGUCCGUCCCAGCCACCCCACAGAAAAGACUCACUGUUUUGUAAUUAAAUUAAUUUCAGAAAAAUCAGGUCCCAAAAUUUGGCCCACCAUAACUGGUAGUAUAGGCUUUUCCUGGAUCUACAGCACAAACAUUGAGAAGAGAGAUUCAGGAUAAAACAGGAAAUCUCAGUCGUGGUAAGGUGACCUUUAAACAGUGUUUGUAGUUUAAUUAUUUCACAACAUUUAUAUUGCCCUUGGCUAUAAUAAACCCAAGGGCUACAAAAGGAUUUACAAAAAUAAAAUAAAAAUUAAGAAGUGUUUUUUUUUAAUGGUUUCCUGUAUAUGAGCUUAGAUAAAACAGAGAGAAGAAUUUACCACAUAUUAUUCCAUCUGGCUAAAUCAUGCUUGGUAUGUAGAUCAACCUCCCAGCUUGUUUCCAUCCUGACAAAGUCUCUGUCUAAGGCUAUUAAUUUUUUUAUAUUACUGUGACACCCGGACCCUUGCUAUGUUCAAAGGCUGACAAGGACCUAACAGCUUGUUGUUUGAUUGUAUCUUUAGUUAUACAGUCAUACCUCAGUUUAAGUACGCCUCGGCUUGAGUACUUUCAGUUUAAGUACUCCGUGGACCCGUCUGGAACGGAUUAAUCCACUUUCCAUUACUUUCAAUGGGAAAGUUCGCUUCAGGUUAAGUACAGACUUCUGGAACCAAUUGUGUACUUAAACCGAGGUACCACUGUACAGUAAAAGCCUCCCAAAUCUCUUGGGCUUUUACGUUGGGUUUUGUUGUUGUUGUUGUUGUUGUUGUUGUUGUUGUUAAAAAGCAUUAAGGCAAAUAUGGAAUUUUCUACCUCUGGUGCUAAAAUAAUUUGACCAGCUCUGGGCACUAUGCACAUUGAUGUGGGGCAGCCGUUAACCCAUCUAUGUUUGCCUCUUAAUUGAAUGAUUGUAAGUCAAUAAGCACAACUGAGAACUUUGAGAACCUCAAGCAAUAAAAACUGUAGAAAAUCUGCUGAUUUCUUUUCAUAUGAAGACUUAGGAACCUCUGGCCUUCAUUACCCCUAGCUUCAAUGGAGAGUAUGUCAAUCUAUUUCAGCCAGAGCAGGAACAAAAUAAUAAGGAAUAAUGUUUGUUUAUAAAAUAUCCCAAUACAUAUUUUACGAAAUAGAGUAUUUUCCCAUAUUAGUAUUUAUAGAAACUGUUCAAUUUGGGGUUUUGUUGGGGUAAACAGUAUUGAAUCUAGCAGGUUAGUACUAGAUGCAUUAUAUAACAUGCAUUAUUACUCAGAAUAGGCAGGAAAUUUGAUUCCGUUCACAUUUAAAAUCUACAUUCUGUAGACACCAUUCAACUCUCAGGUGGUUAUUUAACCUACUUUUGGGGCUCUUUUUUUAAAAAGUCUUUUCCUUCAGGGAAGGGAGGCAUGGUGUAUACACAGAGGCAUUCCGCCUUAGUUUCUCUUCUUCUUUUUCAAAUCCUACCUUCGCAAAAACAUCACUCUGUGCAAGUUGAGUCACAGCCUUCACAGACAGCUGUUUUAAACAAUUUAAAAAUCAAAAGAUGGUAUCGAACCUUUGAUGAAACCAGGAAGCUAAUGUGUUUAUUUUGAGUGAUUAAGACAUAAUGCUAUCUCACAGAAAGAAUGCACUGGGGAGAUUUGUGUAGAGGAUUUUUUUUCUCUUUAAAAGCAGGAGCAAAUUGUCAAAUACACGGCUCUUAUUGAACGGACCCAGAAAGAACCAGAUAACAAAAGAAUUGAGACAGAAGCAGAGGAUUUGUUGCUUGGAUUUGGAGCAGAACCACUCAGGGUCCACUUCAGAGCAGGAUUACAGAAGCAGCGACCGCCGUGUCAAUGGUGCCCUUCUCGUUAGCUGUGUGGCUGCUUCUACUGCCUGUGCUGCUACAAGAUGCUGCCAGUUCUGAAGCAGUUUGUGAAGCGCAAGCUCAACGAAUUAUUGGGGGCCGACCAGCUCCCUCUGAUGGGUUGUCAUGGCCCUGGCAAGUCAGCAUUUUCUAUCAGGGCAAACAUAUUUGUGGAGGCGCCCUCAUAGCCGAGAAGUGGGUCCUGUCUGCAGCUCACUGCUUCCCUAACUUUAAGAUGCAAACUAAGCAUUAUGUUGUGGUGCUGGGUGCCUAUCAGCUCCUGAACACUUCAAGUAACACAGUAACAUCUGAUAUCCAACGGAUUAUCCUCCAUCCCAGCUAUGACAGCUAUGACACCCCCCCCCCCAGAGGGGAUAUUGCUUUAGUAGAGCUGAAGUCCCCUGUGAGUUUCACUGCCUACAUUCGCCCCAUCUGCUUGCCAGAGGCCUCUGUACAGUUCUCAAUGGAAGAAAGCUGUGUUGUGACUGGAUGGGGAGAGAUUCAACCUGGAGUGGCAUUGCCACCCCCACUAACCCUCCAGGAAGUGAAAGUGCCACUCAUAGACCGAGAAAAAUGCAAUUCUCUCUUCAAUGCUGCCCAACGUGAACCACCACUCUAUAAUCCAGUCGGCCCUGGUAUGAUCUGUGCUGGCUACCAAGAAGGUGGCAAAGAUUCCUGCCAGGUAGGAUGCUCCAUAAUUGUGGUUGGCUGUGGUGGACAGCAGCACCCCAGUAAAGGAGGGGACGGGCUCCAAAGGUCUAGCUCAGGUAUGGAGAACCUGUGGCCCUCCAGACAUUGUCAUCCCCCCCGAUCAUUGGCUCUGCUGGCUGGGGCUGAUGGGAGUUGGAGUCCAACAACAGCUGGGAGGCCACAGAUUUUUCCAUCCUUUGUCUUGGUUUUAUUCACAGGGCCAGCAGUUCAGAAACGUAGCCUUCUCAGAAGAUGAGUACAGGCCUACUCACUCUUAAAUAGACAUGACAUAAAAAUGAAAUGUUUUAGCAGUGGGGUGGUAGACAUACAGGGCCGUCUCAAGCAUGUCGGGCGCCCUGGCGCCGUGGUGCGGAGAUUGCUCCGGUGCCCCCGCCCCGCUCCGUUUCUUGCUGUGGCUGGUGGGUGGCCGUAGCUUGCAGCACGGUUCCCGUGCCGCUCCGCCGUGCGGCGCCCCCCUACCAGGCCGGCGCCCCACACCACCCAGACUACCCCUAGAGCCGGCCCUCUAGACAUAGGUGGCAAGGCAUUACAUGCAAGCUAGUGAGCAGGCUGGCAGAGGAGAGACAGGGUGCUCCAUCUCUAAUCUAUGUCCACCAUAGAAGCCAAGAGGUCUGCUGGAGGAGGCAAUCUCCAUGCUCCAGGCCCUGCAUUAAAAUGCAGUGGGCUGCUGCGAUAAGGACUGAGCUGUUUGUCUCUCCUCUCCUGGCCCGCAGCAAGCAUACAUUUUUGCAAGCCCACAGCAAGCUAACAUACAUUUUUGCAGGCCAGUAACAUUUGAAGACUUCUUUACAAGGCUGCAUUAUAUAUUCAUUAAACUGAAACUGAAAGUCUGGACCAGGGAUAGAAGGAUCUGUCGAUUUCAGCUUUCAACAUUUUAAUGUGAAUUUCUCCCAAUAAGCGCAAUUUCAUAUGCAGCUUUGACUAAUAUACAUGCCUGUGCAAGCAAUAUUUUAAUAAUAUAUGCAUCUUUGUUAACAUUGUUUAGUUGGAGAACUGAAUCACAAAAUUCAGAUAUGUGUGGAUUUCAACAGAUAGCUGGGUUUCAGUUCCCAUAUUGUUUUGGAAAAUUCAUAUUUGGUCGUUUCAGCCUUAUGCAUAGUUUCUCCUCCAUACCUUAGCCAUUUCUUCACUACCUUAAUCUAGCUGAACUAUACAUGAGGACAGGACCAGAUCUGUAAAGGAAAUAAGCAUAAUCUGUUUUGAAACCAGUCUCCCAAACCUGCUUCCUGUAACCAUGGACUGACUCCUAUCUCU
Zootoca vivipara (common lizard) is the source of this 4982-nucleotide messenger RNA. The record is from RefSeq and is a predicted model, not a curated record. Lineage: Eukaryota; Metazoa; Chordata; Lepidosauria; Squamata; Lacertidae.